Messenger RNA from Sitodiplosis mosellana (orange wheat blossom midge), 1136 nucleotides. RefSeq lists its product as uncharacterized. Lineage: Eukaryota; Metazoa; Arthropoda; Insecta; Diptera; Cecidomyiidae. Bases 88 to 576 code for a protein of 162 amino acids. The record is from RefSeq and is a predicted model, not a curated record. The transcript is spliced from 3 exons.
AAGACAAGCUGCACUUUGAGCAGAAUAGUUAAUUCAAUUUCUGUUCUUUCAAAGUGAUUCUCUGUGAAAUUUCAGUAGAACAAUUAAAUGGCUCAUUUCAAAUUUGGAAUUUAUUUGAUUUUAGCGUUUGCAUUCAAUUGGGUGAAGUGUUUUGAUGAAGCAGCAGAUUUGAAUGUUAAAGUGACUAUACAAAAUUUGACAACAUUUCUAAAUGAAAACUCAGAAAUUAAAGAAUUAUUCCCAUUAGUAAAAGAACAAGUUAGUCAUGAUCCAACAUCUUUGUCCAAAUUAACCUACUCCGCUGGCGAAAGAGUUGACGGUGAUCAACUGGUCGCAACGGUAUCAGAAAGCUAUUCAUGGAAUACGUCAGGCGAUCGAAGACUCGUCAUAACUUAUCCGAGAGCAGGAGCGGGUGCUCUUAUUACCUACAUUCAAAUUGUCGUUGAACAGAGUACACCGCACGGCAAAGCUGCAAUAACAAAAGGUGGACUUGGAUUAAGAUACAUUGAAUUCUAUAUUGAUGCCUACCAGACUAAUUACAUGAACUACACUGUGGAAAUUUAUGGCUUCUAUUAAAACCAAUUUGUAGACGUUGAUAGAAAAAGUGAAAAGUACUUAUCAUUAUCAUUUUAUGGAACUCUUCCCCUAUGUUUAAAUCUCCACCAAAAAAUUUCUAGCGUAAGCGGUAUGUGGAGUAGAUAAUUGAAAAAAAUAAAUAAAUUUAUUUUGAUCGAAAAAAAAGAACAAAAAAAUCCCCAUAAUAUUUUUGGGCAUUUAAAGUAACAUGUUUAUUUCGUUAUCGAUCUUGCUACGUACUUUAGUUCAAAUGCAGCGAUAAACGACAUUAUACUUACUAUGAUUUACUCAAAUUCUCAACGAGAUAGCUACUUAUUGACUCCACAAGUUUAGAAUCGACAGCGAUUCCAAUGCUUUAUUUGCUUAAUUCGGUCAUCCGAAUACUACGAGCAAAUACUCCAAUGAAAAAUCCAAAACGCAUCGCUUAGAGUAAAUGUCAAUUUUUUCUUUCCUUCCAAACUAAUUUGAAAUGAAAUGAAUUGGAAUCGUUGUCGAUUCUAAAAUUGUAGAGUCAAUAAGUAGCUCUCUCGUUGAGAAUUUGAGUAAAUUAUAAUAAUGUC